UUGAUAGUUAGUGGUGCAGUUCACGCAUUCGUGGCGUUGGUCGCGGUUGGGACAAACCAUAGGGAUUACAGUACUCAAGAAUGCAUCCGCCAACGGAACUGAUGCUACUCCUGUUCGUGACGCUAGUGUGCGGUUGCAGUGCUCAUGCGCGCACCUUCACCCGUUGCCAGCUGUCCAGGGAGUUACUCAGAUACAAUUUCCCAAGGAGUUUGAUACCUAACUGGGUAUGUCUAAUCGAGCACGCAAGUGGCAGAACUACAGAGAAAGUCACCAAUCACAACAACUCAUACACCAGUUAUGGACUAUUUCAGAUCCACAACAAGGAAUGGUGCAAAAAAGGUCGAAAAGGAGGGCACUGCAGCAUGAAAUGCGAAGAUCUUUUAAACGUAGACCUGGCAGACGAUGUCAGAUGUGCUAAACGCAUUUACGACAGAGUGGGAUUCAAAGCUUGGCCAGUGUCCUACUCGUAUUGCAAGGAGAAAAGUCUACCAGAUUUAUCCAGAUGCUAAUAUGAACUAGUUAUAUAAGUUUGCAUAAAUAUUUGCUCAUAUUAAACUAAGUUACACAUAUUUUUUUAAUAAAAUAGUAUUAUCAAUUUUAUUGCUGGCAAGAUUAAAUUUAUUCACUGUUGGCAACAAUCAUUCCUAAUAUAUAUAUUCGUAGACAUAUUAUAAACUAACGUUAUAAAGCAUAUUUUAAUUUUCGCAACAAUGUAUUAAAUAAUUUCUAGGUAAAAAUCAAUUACAGCGUCAUUUUACAAUAAAUAAGAAAUACUCAUAGAUUAUUAUAGAUAUGAACUCAUAGACUUUUGCGAUACAUGGUUUAUAGUUAAUAAGAGCCGGGAAUUAAUUAACUUUUUUUAUUAAUUAUUAUAGAUACAUGUUUUUAUGAAAGAAUAACGGAUUUUCAGUACAAGCAUCCAAUUAAGUUUAUAUUUAGUACCUAACCAUUUAUAAUUACACAUUUUUUAUCGACUAUGCGCAACCUUUCACUGAGUAAUUUGUAUAAAUAAAUGAAUUCAGCUAAUUAGUUGAAGUUCUUUGUAACUUUUAUCUAUAGAAAAUGUUACAAGACAUAGUCCUAGAGCUGGGUAAUUAGUGAAAAAGUACAUUUAGCCGGUAAAAUAAGGUUGUUGUUUAAUACCUAGUUAGUAUUAGUUGAAUUCUAUUUCAUUAGUCUUAUAAUCACGUUCAUUAACAAUAUUGGGUGUCUUUUGUAAUAUCUUUUUUCAACGUGUCAUUAUAAAGAAUGAAAACGAUAUCAUUAACAUCAAACAACAACUUUUUUCUCUGAAAAUAGAAGUCAAAAUUAACAAAUGUUCCUAAUUAAAGAAUUAGCUAUGUUAUUUAAAAAAAAUUAGAGUGACAACUUUGUAUGUUGUACAGGACGACAAAUAUGGCUACAGUGACCGUUUACCUUCAGACUGUAUGCUUGUUUGCCACCUUCGUGGUAUAGAAAAUUAAUAAAUUAAAUAUAUCUCUAAACUUAAAAUUUAAAUUUGAUAUCCCAGCAAAAUCUUUAUUGUAAGGACCAACAUAAACUAAAUAAUAAUAUAAAAUUUAAUAAAACCAAUAUAAAUUUUUAAAACAGAUUUAAGUCAAAAUUAUUAUAACUUUUGUUUAUGAUGGUCCAUAAAACAAGAAAAGGGCACCUCAGAAUCGUUCCCUAUACAUACCUACUCUCUUAUUCUGUUAAGUUUAGUAUUAUAUAAGUACACUGCCAUAGAUUAAUUUUUAAUGUUUUAUAUAAAAUCUAUUAUUAUAUUAAUGAUUUUUGUUGUAUACAAAAUUCAAGUAAUACAUAUAAAUAUGUGAAUAAUAAACGAAUACUG
Messenger RNA from Galleria mellonella (greater wax moth), 1831 nucleotides. It is a transcript of the gene Llp1, whose product is annotated as lysozyme-like. The record is from RefSeq and is a predicted model, not a curated record. The coding region runs from base 81 to 509 and encodes 142 amino acids. Lineage: Eukaryota; Metazoa; Arthropoda; Insecta; Lepidoptera; Pyralidae. The transcript is spliced from 5 exons.